ACUUACGGUUCAAACAAACUGUUAAAAAAUUUACUUCUUAUCGCUCUAAUUGGAAUUUAUCGACAAUGAAUGAAAAUAGCGACAAAGCUUCCGAAGAACAGUUGAAGUUAAUAACAGAAAAAGUGAACAAAGUUGGAAUUUUCCGAGACGAUUAUCUGUUGAACCACCCAAUUGAAGAGGCUAAUUUAAAAGAGGAAAGAGUGAGAACAUUAGUUGAGAAGACUUUAGACGAGCUAAAAGAAUACGAAACUCUCUUCGGCAAUGAUCCUCUUUUUCUGCUUGAAAAGGGUAAAUUGCUGAACAAACAUCCAGAAAUUUCUGAUGAGUGUGAAAAAGUUUUAACUAAAGUCGUUAAAUUACGGCCAGAAAUAGUAGAAGGAUGGUCCGAACUUGGAGAAUGCCUGUUUAAAUUACGCAAAUUCGAUGUUUCGAUGACAUGCUUCCAAAAAGCUGUAGAAAAGGAUCUCACUCAUACACCCAGUUUGAGGCAUUAUUCUAUGCUAUUACGACAAGUAAAAUAUAAAGAACCCGAAGACAAGGAUAAAGCAAUUAGAGAGAGCAUUGAUUGGGCUAAAAGAGCUGUGGCUAGGGAUGUUAAAGAUGGCUUUUCGUGGCUUACGCUAGCGAACGCCUAUACUGCUAUGUUCUUUGCUACACUUGACAAUGAUCAAAUUUUAAAGCAAAUUUUUACUGCUUACGAGAAAGCUGCUGCUGAUGAUCGCACUGUAAUGUGUCCUGAUUUACAUUAUAAUAAGGGAUCUAUUUUGAUGUAUGAAGAAAGAUUUCAAGAAGCUGUCGAUAGCUUUAAUCAAGCUGUACGUUUAGAGCCAUCAUGGCAGCAAGCAGAAGUUAAUGCCAAAAACAUUGUCACUUAUGUAGAUACCAUCUCUGAAUUCCUAGGGAAAAAAGGCAAACUAAAGCAAAGGCAAAUCGACAAAAUUAUGAAGUCUUUCAAAUUAUCAACUGAUUUAGGAGAAUAUAGCAAAAAUAUUACAACUCCGGCUGGAGAGACUAUUAAGCUUAAGUACCAAAAAUUUAAUGAACUUAAUGUUGGAAGAAAUGAAAAUAUAGUAAUUAUGGGAAAAGUUAUUUCUACAAUAGCUAACGAAAAUUUUUUGAACUUUACUGCCUGUUUAAUAGACGAAAAUGGAGAUUGUAUAUGCGUUACGAUAUAUAAUAGAAAAAUGUCUUGGGGACCAAAAAUUGGUGAUUCUGUAGCCAUUCCAGAUCCUUUUGUCUCAGAAAUAUCUUUAAAAACAAACGAUAAGGAGUACAAUUAUAGAAAUAUCCGAGUUGAUUGUCCGCUAAUAUUGUUGGUAAAUGGAAGAAAAGUUGGCAGAGAAAACUAUCUUUCCUCAUCAAUCUCUUUCGACGUUAAAGAUUAA
Molecule: messenger RNA, 1385 nt
Organism: Dimorphilus gyrociliatus
Lineage: Eukaryota; Metazoa; Annelida; Polychaeta; Dinophilidae
Source: the annotation of a GenBank genome assembly